UUAAGUUGAUUUUCUGUUUCCAUGCCAACGAUCGAUUAUUUCUGCAUUUGUAUUUGAUAUGCUAAUAAUCUAACUAUUAUCAUAGCUAAUCAUGAGAUUUACUGAUCCAAUAUAUCCAGAAAGAUACAACUGGAUGCAACAGGUUGGUCAGAAAUGCGGGACAAAAACAUAGGCUGCAAACAAUAUAUACGAAAAACUUCGUAAAAAACAAACGACCAAUGAACUGGCAUUUACAUUACGUUAGAAGGUCACAAAAAUCGUGAAACUUGUUGAAAUAUAAACAAUGAAUGGCUCAGAGAAACAGCGGAUUUAUAUGAAAGCCAAACUGAACGGAUCCCUGAACGAUGAUGACGUCACCCAGACCAAUGCAGAAGAGUACACCGAGAUGACAGAAGAGACUGACGAUGCGAACCCGGAUCUAACCGGGGAUCCAACAGACGACGACCAGAAGAGAAGAAGAUAUCUGCUGUUGAAGACGCUCGUCUUGGGGUUAAUAUGGGCCGCGAAUGGAGCUUUCUCUGGUAUUACAGUGGCAACAAUACCAGAUUUGAAGUAUCGUGUUCACGUAAACUAUGAAGAACUGUCACGUGCCCUUGCUGCCUUUGGCCUCGGAGUCAUCGUCGCUGCCCCUUUGGGAGGUGUUAUGUCCGAUAGGUGGAUCAGAGGUCGGGAUGUUCAGAUCGUGUCAUUCCUCGGUUUAACCGCUAUUACGAUUGGCGUGAGACCCUGGAUAGAGAGCCUCUGGUUCUUGGGGGUUAUGGUUUGCCUUGAGGGAUUCUUCCGUGGAUUAUUUGUACCAGGCAUGAACAACAUGUUGGACAGAUUAUGGGGCAAAGACAUUGGACUUCCGCGCCAUCUAAUGUCCGUCUGCUGGGUUAUUGGAGAACUCGUCUCGCCCCUGAUUUGCAAACCAUUUUUCUUGGACUUACCAGAGGACUGUGAUACUAUGAACGCAUCAUUGGAUUGUAUACCCGUUGAUCAAAAUAACAUGACCCGUAGACAAGAGGCAUCCAUAGAUGCGGAGGUUAUGUCGGAAAUUGAAUAUCCUUAUCUGAUUAUCACACUUUGGGCAACCGUACCAAUUGUGCUUCUAUCUCUGUUUUAUUACUUCGACAGGACAUCCGGUCAAAAAUACUAUAAACAACUUAAAAGUAGUUCCACAACAUCUGAAAAGUCAAGUUUUCCGUCAUGGCGGGAGAUAUUUUCACCAAAAUUCUGCGGACAAGGAAGUACAUCAUUUGGUGUAGUAAUUAUCAUGCUGUUAUUCAUGUAUUACUUUGCUUGUGAAUUUAUGGCUACUCCUUUCUACAAGUUUAUAAUGGCGUAUGCAGUAGAAAAGAUUGGAAUGUCUAAAUCUGAGGCUGCGACACUCAUGAUUCUCAUUCGUAUUAUAGCCAUCUUCUUGGGUAUUGUUUGGGGCGCUCUCACCCGUUGUAUCCGCAUCCAGUUCUUGCUCUUCAUUCAAAUCUUUGGAGAGCUGGCAGUCGUCAUUUACUUCAACAUUGUUGAGAUACAUACUAAGACGCAGCUCUAUGCGUUCAUCGUAGCGUUCAGCGUCAUGUCCGUUGGUAACUGGGCAACUGGCAUCACGUGGGGCCUUAGGUAUAUCGAGUUCUCCUCCCUAAUCUAUACCGUCAUUGAGGUCAGUGCUGCGAUAGCCAGUCUUGUCUCUACAUGGGCCACGGGCUAUGUCCUGGAGUAUGGAGGUCACGAAGCCAUGCUUAGACUCCAACUGGGCAGCAAUAUCGCAUUCUGCUUUGUUGUCAUCGUCAUGCAGAUCGUUGGCUCGUGGAAAGGGGAGAAAUUUAAGGAUAAAAACGUCAACGACGUUGGCUGUUUGAACCUAUGCGAUAGGAAAUCUCCGUUACUGAGUGACCAAGAUGAUGGAUGAGCUACGGUUCAGAUAAGGACUGAAUAAAGGACCAGACCCACGGAUCGAACCAACUCACGUGUAGUACAUAGUAUUAGAUUGCUUUUUCAGUGAUAUACUAUGUUAUAGUGUGUCAUAAUUAGCAUUACAACAUUUCAUUUAUUCAUAUGAUUUAUUCAAUAGUUCUCCUACAAUCAUCAUUUAUCCAUGAUUAUUUUAUGUUGUUCAUAAGCAGUACUGAUUAAAUAUAAUAAUAUAUUUAUUUACAAAUUAUUCGCAUUUCUGCCGUGUUUACAAUUUAUAUGAGAAGGCUGGUAUGGCAUUUUGAUACUCAUAGCAUCGUUCUGUUUCACCUGAAACAUUUCAGGGCUGAGAAGAAAUGAGAUUUCAUGGUUUAU
Owenia fusiformis is the source of this 2268-nucleotide messenger RNA. NCBI's taxonomy places the organism in Eukaryota, Metazoa, Annelida, Polychaeta, Sabellida, Oweniidae. The record is from the annotation of a GenBank genome assembly.